Phytophthora infestans T30-4 is the source of this 1179-nucleotide messenger RNA. RefSeq lists its product as uncharacterized. The transcript has 3 exons. The coding region runs from base 1 to 1179 and encodes 392 amino acids. Gene Ontology annotation, molecular function: ubiquitin binding. NCBI's taxonomy places the organism in Eukaryota, Oomycota, Peronosporomycetes, Peronosporales, Peronosporaceae. The record is from RefSeq and is a predicted model, not a curated record.
AUGCUCUACGCGCUCAUGCGGUGCUACGAGGCGUCAGUACCGACACUGCAGCGGCAUCUGGCGACGUUCGACGAGACGUUGAAGACUCAGGAGAGUCCGAAGAUCGCCGAGAUUCGGCACGCGUUGCUGCUGGCAUUGGAGAGAUGUGUGGACGCUGCAGUGGACGAGCAGUCGGGGUCUAAUGGGGAGCAGCUUCUGGCUGGACUGCACGCUCUGAGCAAUGGAUGUGCGGACGACGGGGCGGAACAUGGCUCGUAUCUGAGUGAUCUCUGGCACUUGUGCGAGUACAAACACAAGGUGGCGGAGGGAUUUGACCGCUGUAAACUGGAUCUAGAGAACGUUUCGUACCUGGAUCUGGUGAUUGAGCAGCUGCCUCGACGUCGCAUUCUUCCUGCUUUGCUGGUGGACGACCUCGCUGCAGAGACGAAGUCGGUGGAUCUGAUUCCGAUGGUGAACCAAGUGAAGGACUUUUUCCCGGAUCUGGGCGAAGGCUACGUGGAGCUCUGUCUCUUGACGUCGAAUCUACAGGUGGAGGUGGUGAUCAAUUUCCUACUGGAAGGGAACCCGCCGCCUGUGCUGCUCGAUGCACCGCAAAAUCUGAAACGAUCAGAUUCUGAGUUUGUCCGUUUAGAAGCACAGAUCACUGGCAAGUCAGUGCGUGCAACGAAUAAGGCUUUAGAGUCCACGAAACUUGAUCCUAGUCGUGUGUGGGUGGGGAAGAAGGCGAUGGAGAAGACGUACGACCCUCAGAUCGCCAAGAAGGACCAGCAGCUGGCAGUCAAGAUGAAGCAGCUUGUUGGCAUGUAUGAGGAAGAGGACGAGUACGGUGACGUCGGAGUGUAUCCGAGAGAUGACGGUGUGGCCACGCUAGACGAGUACGACGACGACUACAACGACGAGUUUGACGACUUUGUGCCCUUCAGUGUCCGCGAUGGUGGCAGCGCCGACGACCAGGACGCAAUUCGUGAGCAGAACCGCCGGGUCCGCGUCCAGGAGGAGAAGGAGGCCUUCUGGGAAGGCAUGAGGAACAGGAAUCGUGAAAAUCCACUGAAGAAGAAGAAGCCAGACGAAGCUCUUACGCCGCAGCAGAUACAGCGUCAACGAGCUCGGAAAGACAAGAACAAGGCAAAGGUGGCGAACCAUAACCGAAAGGACCGUGCGAUGAAGAAGAUGGGCUAA